Messenger RNA from Tupaia belangeri chinensis (Chinese tree shrew), 701 nucleotides. RefSeq names its product NADH:ubiquinone oxidoreductase complex assembly factor 4 (gene NDUFAF4). NCBI's taxonomy places the organism in Eukaryota, Metazoa, Chordata, Mammalia, Scandentia, Tupaiidae. The record is from RefSeq and is a predicted model, not a curated record. Bases 89 to 613 code for a protein of 174 amino acids. Gene Ontology annotation, cellular component: mitochondrion. The transcript has 3 exons. Gene Ontology annotation, biological process: mitochondrial respiratory chain complex I assembly.
CUGCGCAAGCUCCCUGCGUCCCGGAGGUCGCCGGGUGCCGGUGUUUCCCACGUGCGCUGAGACGCUGCGGGCAUCAUGUUGUAAGGAGAUGGGGGCUUUGGUGACUCGCGCGAUCAGAAAUUUCAACCUAGAGAACCGAGCGGAAAGGGAAAUCGGCAAGAUGAAACCCUCAUCUGCUCCCAAGCACCCUUCCACCAAGAGGCUCCUGCAGGAACAGAUGAUCCGCCAUCCAGAAAUUAAGGGAGAGAUUGACAGAAAAGAUGACAAGUUGCUGUCAUUACUGAAAAACGUGUACGUUGAUUCCAAAGAUCCUGUGGCUUCCAUGCAGGUAAAAGAUGCCGAAACACGUCAAGAGCCAAAGGAAUUCAGAUUGCCAAAAGGCCAUCACUUUGAUAUGAACAUUACAAACAUUCCCAAAGGCAAAAUUUCUAUUGUAGAAGCAUUAACGCUGCUCAAUAAUCAUAAACUUUAUCCAGAAACAUGGACUGCUGAGAAAAUAGCUCAAGAAUACCUAUUAGACCAGAAAGAUGUAAAUUCUCUUCUCAAAUAUUUUGUUACUUUUGAAGUCAAAAUCUUCCCUCCUGAGGACAAGAAGGCAAUACAAUCAAAAUGAAGAGAAUCAUGGAAUUAUUUUUCUACGUGUAAUCUCCAUCCCUAUAUCCUGUUGAUUUCUAUUUUAGCACAUUAAAUUAUAUAAAUUA